CAUAUAUUUUCUUUAUUUCCCUCUUAUUGCAACCCUGUGAGGUGGGCAUCGUCGAUGGUAAAAGUUAUGACGGGCUGAAGGUCACAUUCCCAUGAAGUGUCAAAACUAGGAUUAAAACUCUUUCCACUCUGCCCUGUCUGACGUGCCUUGAUGAGCACAGUUAAAAUUUUGAGUUGCUUUAAAAAAUCCUCCUGAAAUCUAUUUUCUUUGUAUCUUAUCAUUCUUUUGUGCCUCUUUUUCAAUAUUCAGGGUUUAUCUCAAGGACGUCUCCUCACUUCACUUAGUCUCUUCUCACAUGAUUUGAUAACCCAUCAUAUGGAGGCAGUAACUGUUUGCAGGCUCUGUUUUGACAAGCUCGGAAAAAAUGCAAGAAAGAGACUCAGGACUAAAGACAACUGUGCCUACUUAACUGGGAGGAGGUGUCCUGGAGCGGGCUGAGGCAGAACUGGACACUGGAGGAAGGGACAGAUAACUACCACUAAUUCUCAACUCCUGGUCCGGAGAUGGUCUCCGGAUAAAACCGGUUAAUCUCAUCCAAAGCCACGUCAUUCCAAGCUUUCCAGCUUCCCAAAACCUUUGGAGAGGAGGAUGCRGCUAGAAAAAGGAUAGAUUUCUUGUUGGGUCAAAAGGGUCAAAUCCGAUCGGCCUCCACACUUACAAAACCGGUUUCACAAUAAGCGAGCGUGGACGAGGCUAAGCGCCACCCUCGGGAUGACGUCACGAGACACAGCCCUAUCAGGUCAUUACCGUGUUUUACAUAUCCAGAAAGACCCAUUUCCACUGUGGGGCAAAUACAAGUUUGUUUAGUCACAUGGGUCAUAAAACACAAGUAAAAAAGCAUUCUAGAAAAAUCCUUCCACAUUAUUAGGUAUAAUAUUUUUUUUCAUCAUGUUUUAGGCUAUCUGGGGGGAAGAUGAGGUCCACCUCUGGAAAUUUUAAGAUGUUGUCCCCCCUCUGAGAAAAGUAGUUGCGUCCGACUCCUCCCCGCCCGGCGGUUUCGGAGGCGCGGCCGUGACGUGAGGUUCURGGCGGGGCUGGACUGGCUCAAGUGCGCUCUAGAGGGGGAGCUUCUUUAGGGGAGAAGGCUGCCCUGGAAAUAAGCCUCUUUUGUGUAUGUACAUUUUCUCCUUUUUUUCUUCUCUCCGUACUUGUUUAGUCAUGAAUUAAAACAUAUGGAAGAUGGAGGGACCUCAGUCCUCUUUACAGCUAUGAAGAGGGAGGGGAUCCCUCCUCCUUGCCUCUCCCAGUGGCCACGUCCAUUUCGCGCGGAGUGGCCCGAUUUCAGGGGUACGAUGGGUCCGCGUUAGGGAUAGGAAAGCCGAGUGGCCUCAUGGCCCCGCAGGGAGGCGCCCCCCGACUGGUGCUGCUGUUUAGCGGGAAGAGAAAAUCCGGGAAGGACUUCGUGACCGAGGCGCUGCAGAGCAGACUUGGAGCUGACAUCUGUGCUAUUCUCCGGCUCUCUGGCCCACUCAAGGAGCAGUAUGCUCAGGAGCACAGCCUGGACUUCCAGAGACUUCUGGACGCCAGCACCUACAAGGAGGCUUAUCGGAGGGACAUGAUCCGCUGGGGGGAGGAGAAGCGCCGGGCCGACCCGGGCUUUUUCUGCAGGAAGAUCGUAGAAGGCGUCUCCCAGCCCAUCUGGCUGGUGAGUGACACACGGAGGGUGUCUGACAUCCAGUGGUUCCGGGAGGCCUAUGGGGCUGYGAUGCAGACGGUCCGCGUGUUCGCCUCGGAGCAGAGCCGGCAGCAGCGGGGCUGGGUGUUCACGCCAGGGGUGGAUGACGCUGAGUCGGAAUGUGGCCUGGACGACUUUGGGGACUUUGACUGGGUCAUCGAGAACCAYGGAGAUGAGCAGCACCUGGAGCAGCAGUUGGCCAAGCUGCUGAAAUUCAUCCACUCRAGACUUUAGCUGUCAGGCUCCGAAGUGAGCUGGGCGUGCUGGGCUGGCACGGGGUUGGCUCUGCAGGAUGUGGGGGUCCCCACCCUGACCAAGGUGGGGGAGCAGACAGGGCCUGUCCAGAUUUCUUGGGGCWAGGGCGGAUGGUUGUCAGGCAAAUCAGAGAACCUUGAGGGAGCUGGCUCUCUGUGGGGAAGGCGCCCAACUUCCCUGCCUCCUCAGGAGGACACUUGGAGGGCACAGGAGGGAGGAUUCUGYGUGCUUGAAGCAGGAACAUGGCCAUUGCCACGGGAGCCAGGCCUGUUGGCUCUGGUGGCCCUCCCUGUCUGGAUGUUCUCAGCCCCUUGUUCUGGGCAAGGACCCAGAGCUCCCUGGUGUGCUUACUAAUAAACCUCCUGGGGACACACACGCAGAGCCG
Messenger RNA from Urocitellus parryii (Arctic ground squirrel), 2315 nucleotides. It is a transcript of the gene Pmvk, whose product is annotated as phosphomevalonate kinase. Lineage: Eukaryota; Metazoa; Chordata; Mammalia; Rodentia; Sciuridae. Gene Ontology annotation, molecular function: phosphomevalonate kinase activity. Gene Ontology annotation, cellular component: cytoplasm. The record is from RefSeq and is a predicted model, not a curated record. Gene Ontology annotation, biological process: isopentenyl diphosphate biosynthetic process, mevalonate pathway; cholesterol biosynthetic process.